Nothobranchius furzeri (turquoise killifish) is the source of this 4926-nucleotide messenger RNA. It is a transcript of the gene ephb4a, whose product is annotated as eph receptor B4a. Gene Ontology annotation, cellular component: dendrite; plasma membrane. Gene Ontology annotation, molecular function: transmembrane-ephrin receptor activity; protein binding; ATP binding. The record is from RefSeq and is a predicted model, not a curated record. Gene Ontology annotation, biological process: protein phosphorylation; axon guidance; ephrin receptor signaling pathway. Lineage: Eukaryota; Metazoa; Chordata; Actinopteri; Cyprinodontiformes; Nothobranchiidae.
CUGGUACCAGUCGACUUUGGGCUUGAUGCGGAGAUGUUAGUCCUCGGUGACCAGCUUCCAGCAGUCGGUCCUGGGAGCUACUUCCACACACAACUUUUAAGUACCAUCUUAUAGCGCACAACUUUUAAGUACCAUCUUAUAGCGGGCAGACUGGAACUAACUGGCCUUUUCUGACUCCUCCGGUCUGAUUUAGUGUGAGAAACCAGGCCAGGCUGAAGCUCUCGCGCUGGAUCCCCUCACCACGUCUGGUACAGAUUUUCUUAAAUAUCCGAAGCCAGGUGUUAAUAUUCCGGUUUUUGGAGGAAUUUAAAGGAAAAAGCAAGCCUCAUUUGGUUGGACUACAUUUGUUCUCUCUGAGAAGACGUCGAGAGGGUGAUAAGUAAAGGUAUGAAGCCACUAACUAACAGAUGUGGUGCCCUGGUUGCGGUUCCAUCCUGCUCGGUUAUCGAGCUGUGAGCGGGGGGAGACUCCUGGGGGAGAAGUGGUGUGGAGCACAAAGAGCCUUUUAAUGCCAACCAUUCAAGUUCCAGCCAUGAACUCCGUUUGCUGACAGAAGGACCGAGGUCGGAGUUCAGCUGCUGGCUAGCUUCAGCUGUACGCAGAGAAGACUUUAAAAGCAGCUGGAAGUUGGACAACUUUCCUCCUGCUGCCUCUUACCUAAAAUAAACAACCACAAUCAAGAGAGCUGCUUUAUUUUCUGAUAAAUAUUUGGUGCCACUGGUGUUUUUUUUCUGCUGCAGCCAGCCCGAGGCUUCUUCUGAACUUAAAUGCGGACUGGUGUCAAACCAGUAAGCGCAGAGCCGAGCUGAGGCUGUCAGUGGGGUUUUAAUCCAAGUCCAUUCAUUUUUCACCACCAUGGAGCUGAUCUACUGGAGCAUGCUGCUGCUGGGAGGCAUCUUCUCCAGCUGGACUCGUCUGGUUGCUGCAGAAGAAGAGGUCCUGAUGAACACCAAGACGGAAACGUCUGAUCUCAAGUGGACCAUCUUCUCGCAGGACAAAUCAGAGUCUCAGUGGGAGGAAGUCAGCGGUUUAGAUGAAGAGAACAACAGCGUGAGGACCUAUCAGAUCUGCCAAACAGAGAGUCUAUCCAGCCAAUGGCUGCGCAGCGGCUUCAUCCAGAGACGAGGCGCGUCUCAGGUUUACGUGGAGAUGCGAUUCACCAUGAUGGAGUGUUCCUCCAGGACUUCCCACCACCGCAGCUGUAAAGAGACGUUCAACCUGUACUACUACCAGGCUGACUCAAACGAGGCCACGGCCAGCUACCCACCCUGGAUGGAGAACCCCUACACCAAGGUGGACACAGUGGCUGCAGACUUUCUCCUGAGGAAGGGUGGGGAGAGGAAGUCUAAUGUGAAGACCUUAAGACUGGGCCCUCUGACCAAGAGAGGUUUCUACUUGGCUUUUCAGUCCCAGGGCGCCUGCAUGGCCCUGUUGUCUGUUCGAGUUUUUUUCAAGAAGUGUCCUCCCCUCAUCAGCGCGCUCUCCUCUUUCCCUGAGACUGUUCCCCGUUAUCUGGUGCAGGAGGCGCAGGGUUCGUGUGUGGAGCACGCCGCUCAGCAGGGACCCCGACCUCGGCCGCCUAAGCUCUUCUGUGGGGAAGACGGCCAGUGGGUGGGGCAGCCCACAACUUCCUGUGCCUGCCUGCCUGGAUUUGAGCCAGUUGAAGGACAAACCCGUUGCACAGCCUGUCCUGUGGGUCAGUUCAAGUCUGGUACAGAAGGACAGUGCAGAAGCUGUCCAGGAUCCAGCCAAGCCACCAUCAGGGGGGCGUCCACGUGUGCAUGCCGCUCCGGGUUCCUUCGGGCAGAAACGGACCCUGCAGACAUGCCAUGCACCCAGCCUCCUUCCGCUCCACGCAGAAUCAAGCACUAUCGCAACGGCACCACCCACACCCUGAAGUGGAACGAGCCUUUGGACAAUGGCGGCAGAACGGACCUCAGCUACUCCGUCAGGUGUUCGGUAUGCAGGUCAGCCAAGGGGUCGUGUCUCCCGUGUGGCGAUAGCGUCAGCUACCAGCCCGCCCAGGAUGGCCUCCUGGACCAAUGGGUGGAGGUGCGAGGCCUGCUGCCUCACACCACCUACAUCUUCACCAUCCAGGCCCUCAACGGGGUUUCCUCCCGCAGCGCCAAGGACCCUGCCAGCGACAGCAUCAACUUCACCACCAACCAUGAAGAGCCGUCGCUGAGGUCUGUGACUUGGAAGAGCGAGUCCACAGAGAGCAGCCUGACUCUGCACUGGUCUGUCCCAGCCCAGCCACAUUACAACAUUCUGCAGUAUGAGCUCCGCUACUGUGAGAAGGAGAGGCGUAGUGAGAGUCAGUGUUUCUACACAGAGAGUAACAGAAGCCAGGCCGUGCUGACAGACCUCCGCAGGGCCACUCAGUACGAGGUGCAGGUCCGGGCGCGCACCCUGGCUGGUUACAGCAGCUUCAGUCCUGCAGCUGUCUUCCGCACCCUGCCUGAUGGACAUGACUCUGCCUCUCAGUUCUUGGUACCUGGCAUCCUUAUCGCUGUUGGGAUGCUGCUGCUUGUCAUUUUCGUCUUUGUGGCCGCCUACUGCAUACGCCGCCACAGUCGAGUCAAAGAUCCGGAUCUGAGCGACAAAAGCAGCCAGUACUUCUCUGGCCAAGGGGUCAAGGUCUACAUCGACCCUUUCACCUACGAGGACCCUAAUGAGGCGGUGCGAGAGUUUGCCAAGGAAAUUGAUGUCUCCUUUGUCAAGAUAGAGGAGGUUAUCGGUGCCGGCGAGUUCGGGGAGGUGUGUCGAGGACGGCUGAAAAUCCCAGGGAAGAAAGAAAACUACGUAGCCAUUAAGACGCUGAAAGGAGGCUACACGGACAAGCAGAGAAGGGACUUCCUGUCCGAGGCCUCCAUCAUGGGACAGUUCCAGCACCCCAACAUCAUCCACCUGGAGGGAAUCAUCACUGCCAGCUGUCCAGUCAUGAUCCUGACGGAGUUCAUGGAGAAUGGAGCGCUGGACUCUUUCCUUCGGCUGAAUGACAGUCAGUUCACUCCCAUCCAGCUGGUGGGGAUGUUGCGUGGCAUCGCCUCUGGGAUGAAGUACCUGGCGGAGAUGAGCUACGUCCACAGAGACCUGGCUGCCCGCAACAUCCUGAUCAACAGCAACCUGGUGUGUAAGGUCUCCGACUUCGGCUUGUCGCGCUUCCUGCAGGAGAACUCCUCUGACCCCACGUACACCAGCUCUCUGGGAGGGAAGAUUCCCAUCCGCUGGACAGCUCCGGAGGCCAUAGCCUUCAGAAAGUUUACCUCAGCCUCAGAUGUGUGGAGUUAUGGCAUUGUGAUGUGGGAGGUCAUGUCUUUUGGAGAGAGACCCUACUGGGACAUGAGCAAUCAGGAUGUCAUCAAUGCCAUAGAGCAGGACUACCGGCUGCCCCCGCCGCCCGACUGCCCCACCCACCUGCACCAGCUGAUGCUGGACUGCUGGCAGAAGGACCGCUCUGCGCGCCCUCGCUUCGCAGACCUCGUUAGCGCUCUGGACAAGCUCAUCCGCAACCCCGCGUCGCUGAAAAUAGUUGCUCAGGAAGCCGGAGGGCCGUCCUACCCCCUGCUGGACCAGCGUGCACCUUUAUCCCUCUCGCCGUGCUCUUCCAUUGGGGAAUGGCUGAGAGCCAUCAAGAUGGAGCGCUAUGAGGACAGCUUCCUGCAGGCAGGCCUUAACUCCAUAGAUCAGCUGGGCCAGAUCACCACACAGGAUCUGCUGCACAUGGGCGUGACUUUAGCUGGACAUCAGAGGAAAAUCCUUUCAAGCAUCCAGACAAUGACUUUUCAAAACAAGGGCACUGCAACAGUAACAUUCUAGCUGCCCCUCUUCCCACCCUGGAUGUGAACACGGCACACAGGUGUGCAGCCAUGUCCUCCAGCAGUCUGGAUCUUUUCCUGUGACCCACUUUGAACACGGACUCCAAGGAAGAAGGGAGAAUGUAUUCAUUACCAGGGAAAACAAAAAAAAAAUAUUAAAGCCAAUACGAAUGACUGAUGGGACUUGAACAAGACGCUAGAACGCGUCACCUGGAGUGACCAGGUGAUAAAGUCAUGCAGACUUAUUCUGUUUCAGUUUGCGUGGGUAUUUUUACUUCCUCUAAGAAUAGAACCCAGGACAUCUGCCAAACCGCGGAGAGCUACGGACCAGAGUUUACAGUUUCUAAACGUUCUCAUGAAAACAGUAUUUUUCUGAUGUGUCUGUCUGACCUUUUACCAAAGGAAAGAGAAACGAAUGCUAAUGUUUUCAUUCUGAUAUGUUUUAUGUAAUUAAGAAAGGAGACUUUGUUUUUGUUCUGGGUGUCUGUCAUUAAUCCUGGGUCGACUUUUGUGUCCAAACUAAUCAGACGACUCGAGUUCCAUUUGCAUUCAAAAGUACCUCCUCUUUACUCAGGUGUGGUGUGUGAGGCAGACUUUGAAGAAGGCUGACAAUGCCCUGAUCAGGCUCUUCAUCUUCCUCAGUCUGGCUCUGUCGCUGCCGGCUCACAAAUGUCUGAACAAAUAAGGCACAAAGACAUUUUCAGCACUUUUGUCAUUUCAGAGUCAGUUGUGAUCUUCAGUGAUUCCAUACAUUUCUCCUGGGCUGUGUUUCUGCUGGCAGCUCAGUCACCUUCUAAUCCGCUCAGAACAAGGACCAAGUGGACUCAGAGACCAGAGAACACUGUAGUGAUGGUUUCAUCUCCAAGGACAGUAUCUGGCCUCAAACUUGUUUUUAUUGAUAUAAGUGACGAUGUACAUUUUUACUACUCAACUUCUGUAUUCUCCAUCUUCCAGUGCCAUUUAUUUGUCAAUGUGUUCUUAAAUGCCAAUUUUAUAAAGCCGGGGUGUCUGUGUGAUGCGGCCUGUCUCAUGCUAAUGUGUCCGAGAUAAUCUUUGCUGUUUAUUAAAGAGUAAGCAGGACAUUUCUGCUUUUGCUCCAAACUCACAA